Messenger RNA from Coregonus clupeaformis (lake whitefish), 1759 nucleotides. Its product is annotated as acidic fibroblast growth factor intracellular-binding protein B. Gene Ontology annotation, biological process: platelet aggregation. Gene Ontology annotation, molecular function: fibroblast growth factor binding. The transcript has 11 exons. The record is from RefSeq and is a predicted model, not a curated record. The coding region runs from base 570 to 1643 and encodes 357 amino acids. Gene Ontology annotation, cellular component: nucleus. NCBI's taxonomy places the organism in Eukaryota, Metazoa, Chordata, Actinopteri, Salmoniformes, Salmonidae.
CCCAGAUUUGUGCUAAUUUCAGAACCAUGGACCGUUCCAUCAUUUUGUCCGUUUCACGACCAUGGGCAGUGCUCGUCAUAUUGCGUGCGAUAAAGACUUUCCUUCAAAGAACUUGGCCAGUGAUAUUUUGCUAGAAAACGGUCAAUUAAAAAAAUAUAUAUAUAACGGAAAAAAUAUAUUUAUCCACUGCAGUAGAUGGCAGUAAAGUGCCUUGUAUGAAAUGUGCUAUUCUCUAGAGCUAUCCAGCAAAGAGAAACAAAGUUGCGCUUUCUGUUGUGGAUUUUGAGAGGAGCCACAAUUUACUUGUCAGCGACACCUUUGGACAUCUGUCGUUUCGCUUUUAUUUUACAAUAAGGAUAGUGUUUCUACGCAGUGUUUAGUGUUCUUUUGAAUGCAGGUCUAUGCAAAUUUGAUACGCUGUUUUUACUCUAAUUCUAUGCAGAACCUGACGUUUUAACUGCGCAAUAAAUAAUACGCGUUCGCAGAUGCUGUUUACCCAAACGGUCCCCUCGACUUGACAGAUACAUAACACUAGUUAAAGUCUUUUUAAUUCCUCAUUAGCCUACAAGAUGUCCAUGGAACUGGAUGUGUUUGUGGGGAACACAACUAUCAUGGAUAUGGACGUCUAUCAGCUUUGGUUGGAUGGCCUCACAGUGAGUGAUGCAGUGAAGGUGCGGAUGGAUGAGGGGGCAUUACUGGAGUGUGAGGCGAAUGCAGAGGUCCUGACCAGCGAUACCAUGGACCAAUUUAGAACCUUCCAGAUGUGUGAGCGUCUCUUACACUCCCCCACCAAAGUGGGCAGUCAGCUGCUGUAUCAGAUCCCGGCCCAGCACCAGAGAAUACUCAUUGAAAGGUACUAUGAAUUUGACAGUGUGUUUGCCAGAGAGGUGCUGGGGAAAAAGCUCUCCAAAGGGACCAAAAAGGACCUGGAUGACAUCAGCUGUAAAACAGGGAUCACACUGAAGAGCUGCAGGAGACAGUUUGACAAUUUCAAGCGGGUGUUCAAAGUGGUGGAGGAGCUCAAGGGCCCACUAGUGGAGAACAUACAGCGUCACUUCUUGCUCUCCGACACACUGGCAAGGGACUAUGCUGCCAUUGUGUUUUUUGCAAACAGCCGUUUUGAGACAGGAAAGAGGAAGCUGCAGUACCUCUCAUUCCAAGACUUUGCCUUCUGUGCAGGCCAGCUCAUCAGUUACUGGACAAUAGGAGCAGUGGAUAGCAUGAUGGAGGAUAUGGAUGUUGACCUGGAGAAAGAGUUUCUGCAUGAACUGAAAGAUCUCAAGGUUUUGGUUUAUGACAAAGACAUGCUGGACCAACAUAAAAUCUUGGUGUGUGCUGCUCUGCGGGGAAAGAUCAAAGUCUACAAGUUGAUGGAGGCUAACUUUAAAAAUCUUUCUAGAGCGCUGAUAAACCUUGCAUCUAAACUUACACAUACCAAAGAUGUCAGAGAUUUAUUCAUCGACCUCGUGGAGAAGUUCAUAGAGCCAUGUCGAUAUGAUAGAUGGACAGUGGCAGAGAUCACACUCUUCCUCACUCACUACACCAAUGCCGCUCACUGUCUUGGCACAUUCAGGCAUCAGAUGAUUUGGGACAGAUACAUGGGCGUCAUCAAAAGCUGCAUCCUCCAAAUGUACCAUGAAUAGGCAGAUCCCUGAACCCUGGUCUGGACCGCCUCUCCUGAUUGAUCUGUAUCACAGGAGGCUGCUGAGGGGACGAUGGCUCAUAAUAAUGGCUGGAAUGGAGUGAAUAGAAUGGUAUC